GUCAUUGAAGUCCACCCCAAUCCCAGUGCCUUAUUUAGUUUCAAGAUCAGACUGAACUGAGAAUGUGUUAAACAACUUAACUUAUCAUAUAUAUUCAUAUCAUAUAUAUUACUGAUCAUUACUUAUAUUCUCAUUCAAGACAGUAAUUCCCCUUAUGUGAAACAAGAAUUUGGUAUGCUAAAAGUUAGUGCUGUUUUCACUUUUCUAAGUUUAUUCAGUCGCUUCUGAGUAUCGUUUGGGGAAUUACAAAAGAUGAUGAAAUGUUUAAAAGCAUGCAAGACUGAAUUAGCCGCCCCCUCACUUCAAAGGGCUUAAUAGUGGAUUGUCAGUCGCAUAACACAGUGUAUACUGUAAAGGAGUGUAAAGAAACAAACUAAAAAACGAGCAUUCUUAACUCAGUAUUCUAUUAUUGGUAUUUACAGACUCUUUAAGGAUUCCGCUUCAAUAUGGCGCAAGUAGUGACUGCUCAGCCAGGAACAACUGUGGUUGUUCAGCAAACACAAGUCCUGAGGGACUGGAAUUCCGGCGUUUUCGCUUGCUUUGAUGACAUAGGCAGCUGUAAGUAACGCGAUGUUCAGUUUCCUUGAUCGCAAGAGAAAUAAAAAUAGCUCCGCUUCUAAAACCCCGGCAGCAGCUUCAGACAAGAUCAUGAACAAUCCCUCAGGUGUUUAAAAUUUCUGUGGCGCUGGCGCCCAUCAUACUAUGAGAGACUACUGUUCACGUGGCAGUCAAUCAUCCCAAUGUUUUCGCGAAUGUAAAAAAAUCGCGAAAUUAAAGACCCGCGACAUUAAAAGCACGCGAAAUUUGAUACCCAUAUAGAAAAUUCAAAUAACAGUUGACAUGUAAUAGCAACGAUAUGUAUCGACAAACACAAGUUUUACUGGUAAGCUCCAUUCAGUUGUAUCUUCCGUUCUGAAAUGACGUUAGUUUGCAAAGAUUUCGCACAUUGCUUGUUCCAGUUUAUCUAAUUUUCUUAAAGGUUCAGACUUUUGAAAAAAAGAAAAUGAAAACGAAGUUGAGUGAGAAAGCCUAAAUUGUGAAAUUUAAUGCCCUUUUUUCAUGUUUACUUGUUAAAAUCGCGAAAAUAAAACCCGGCGAAAUCUCGAAAUUAAGCCGUACCAAUAAGGUAUGACAAGUUUAUGAGUUGAUAUAACGUGCUAACCUUUACGAUUGCUGAGUACAAUAAAUUUAGCAGUUCUACGUGAAUGACAUUCCUCUCUCCUUAACGCCUGUGCCGUUAGUGUAACGGUAGAUUUUCUACAGCCUUACACCCUAUCAUUUGUUUGUUUGUCUACAGGCAUCAUGGGUUUGUUGUGCCCCUGCUUCCAGUUGUGCAGUGUUUCCAGUCGUAUGGGCGAAGGCUUUGCUUAUGCCUGCUGCUGCUCGCAAAUCGCGCCGUUCACUCUUCGAGCUAAGCUCCGAGCAGAGCAGGGCAUUCAAGUUAGUAUUUGAUUCCUGGCUUGUUACGUAACAUAUUUUUGUUGCACUGAAGAUAACUGAAUUACCCAACGAAACGUAACGUUAUAAUUUUAUAAAAUUCGCGAUCGGCAGCGAUCUGUCGGUCAUGUCAAGCGCUCUACCCACUGAGCUAGUCCUGCUGCGGUACAGCCAUACAGUGACACAGAUUUUAAGGCACACGCUAAAAUGUUUAUCGCAAUUUUUACACUGACUCUACUGAGAUCCGAUUUAUGUACAGACAAACCGGUUGAAACCAACAGCUAAGAUGGCGUGCGAUAGUGCUACUUAGUAGAUUUUGUUCACAUAACUUCGCUUCCUUUCCUUAAGUUUAAUAGGUUCCAAAAAGUGUAGUCACAACUCGUCUUUUCUCUCUGAGAUUGAAAGAGACUGAAAAGACAAGCCUAGAUUAUAUCGGCUCCUAUAGUUACCACGUUCACCUUGGUUCUGUUUUCGCUCCCCCUUCUAAUCUAUGGUGUUCUUUCAGGGCUCUCUUUGCAAUGAUGCCAUCAUGAUCUCUUGCUGCGGCAACUGUGUGCUGUGCCAGAUGGACCGUGAACUCAAAGCCAUCGGAAAGUAAACGGAGACAAACAAGACCAUGCACUAUUAAUCACACUAUUCACCCUGAUUCAAUAUUGAGAUGUCCGAGUGUUCAUAAUUAUUACACGUAAUUGAUUUUUUUCGUUUUGUUUUGCUUAACGGGUGCUCGGGAAGACUCUUUGGCGUAUUCAGUUUUAAGUGCCUUCCCUGCCUGGCAUUUUAAUUACAGAGCUUUUAAAGCCUCAAAAUUCGUACUUUAGAAGCACGUAUCUGUAGGGAAAGGUGGAGAUUUGACGAUCUCGCUUUGCGCGCACUCUCACUUUUCCUUUUGCAUCAUAUGGUGUGAAAAUUUCAGGCAGUUAACUACCUCUCAAGAUACAGUGCACCAUUUCAAAUUCAAUCAGUAUGGUACGGAUCCGUACUUGGGUGUGUUUUUAGUUGUUUUCCACUACUAUCAUUUUAAAAAGGAACUUAUUUCCAUUAAAAGAGUUGUAACAUUUUGCUGAUUAAAGAAAUAUUCACCCUUUUAAGCGCAUUCUAAAUGCAGUGUCUUAAUUGCUGAAAUGGACGUUGAUUCUUAUCCCUUUCAUAAUCUCUGGUGAUUCUUUAAUUCGCUCUUAAAAAAGGGAACUCUCAUUAGUUAUUUAAUUAACCAAACUAGGCUUGACGAAAACUGAACAAAAGGCAACUCAACGUAGCCUGUGUGGACUAGAUCUCAUUGUUCCGCGGCGGCCUAUUCUAUAGCACAGGCUAAUCGUGACAAAGAGUGGUCACAACAUAGGCAGUACAGAAGAAUUCCGAUGUCUCGAACCCUUGGUUUUUCGAAAUUCCCGAUAAACCUAACGUCCUUUUACCAGCCAUACAUUUGUACUGAUCGAAAUAUAGCGGCUAGAAUUAGGCCAGUCGUCCUCAGUCCUCAAGAAUAGUUUUAUCUGCGGUUUGCCGAUGCUCGCCCUGACAUUCAAUUUUUGUUUGCAAUCGUUUUCGUUUUACAUUUCUCUCUUGGUGGUGAC
Porites lobata is the source of this 3008-nucleotide messenger RNA. NCBI's taxonomy places the organism in Eukaryota, Metazoa, Cnidaria, Anthozoa, Scleractinia, Poritidae. The record is from the annotation of a GenBank genome assembly.